AUGCCGAACCUUUUAGCAUCAUUCAACUGCAACGGCGAGUCUCACCUUAUCGUGGGAGUUUCUAACGCCGCAUCGCUCCGCAUCACCUCCAUUCUCGAGGCAGGUGCUCAUCCCAUCCUAUUCACUGAUAACUCACACACAGACAGCUAUCCUGCUUCGAUACGAACAAAAAUCGAGGAAGGCGUGCUUCAGGCUGUGCAUGUGCCAGGACCUAUGGAAAUAGGCGACAUUUCGACCGCAUUACGGACUCGUGGCCGCGAUGAGGUGGAUCACAUCAUCGACAAGGUGUUUGUGAGCUUGCCAAUCGCUCAGCAGAAGUUGAAGGAGCAGAUCUAUGACGAGUGCAGGCGCAUGCGCAUUCCCAUCAAUACCUCGGACUCUCCGGACCUCUGCACCUUCACGUUGCUCUCGACAUACACCUCUGGAGAUUUCCAGAUGGGAGUGAGUACCUCAGGAAAAGGGUGCAAGCUUGCGUCCAAAAUCAAGAGAGAGUUGACGAACGCAUUGCCCAGCAAUAUAGGAGAGAUCUGCAACAAAAUCGGCGAGCUUCGUGCGGUGAUCCAGGCAGAAGACCAGGCAGAGCUCUCGAAAAUCCACACUGACACCAUUGGCGAGCACGACGACGACGCCAUAAACACCAGCACGUUGAACGCGUUGGUCAAGGAGUUUGGCAUGACCCAGGAGCAGCGCAAAACUCAGCGGACUCGCUGGUUGAGCCAGAUCGUCGAGUACUUUCCUCUCAGCAAGUUGGCAGACCUCUCAAUCGAGGAUUUGACCCAUGCCUACCACGAGCACAAGCACGAGGCUCCAGCUUCCGUCUCAGGAGCUGCCAAGGGCCAGAUUUCAUUGGUGGGCUCUGGUCCUGGCUCAGUUUCGCUUUUGACGUUGGGAGCUCUCCAGGCCAUCCACAGCGCCGACUUGGUGCUUGCAGAUAAGUUGGUACCGCAACAGGUACUUGACCUCAUCCCUAAGAACCGCACGCGGUUGUUCAUUGCCCGGAAAUUUCCUGGAAAUGCUGAAAAGGCCCAGGAAGAGCUUCUCAGCUUGGGACUCGAGGCAGUCACCAAGGGCGAAAAAGUGGUCCGUUUGAAGCAGGGUGAUCCCUACAUCUUUGGAAGAGGAGGAGAAGAGUACCGUUUCUUCCAGCAGCACGGGUUCACCCCAGUCGUGUUGCCAGGCAUCACUUCUGCGCUCGCGGCCCCGGUUUUGGCCAAUAUUCCAGCCACCCACCGGGAAGUGGCGGACCAGGUGUUGAUCUGUACCGGCACAGGACGCCGUGGAGUGUUACCCAACUUACCUGAGUUUGUACGGUCCAGAACAACCGUAUUUUUGAUGGCAUUGCACCGAGUGGCCGAUUUAAUUCCCGAAUUAAUUGCCCAAAAAGGAUGGGACCCCAAGCUCCCUGCUGCUAUCAUCGAACGAGGCUCGUGUCCCGACCAGCGGGUGAUCAGAACUACCUUGGGCAAGGUGGCAGCAGCAGUGGAGGCUUGUGGAUCGAGACCUCCCGGAUUGCUUGUGACGGGACUUGCGUGCGAAGUGCUUACUUCCACGGAUAAGGAGUGGGAGAUUGAAGAGGGCUACGACAGUGGCCGCAACCUCGAGCUGUUCAUCGAGAUGGGCGUAGAGGCUGGGAAGGUGGACAUUGGUGCGAGGCCAGUGGCAGUAGCAUGA
Suhomyces tanzawaensis NRRL Y-17324 is the source of this 1671-nucleotide messenger RNA. RefSeq names its product uroporphyrinogen-III C-methyltransferase (gene MET1). The coding region runs from base 1 to 1671 and encodes 556 amino acids. The record is from RefSeq and is a predicted model, not a curated record. NCBI's taxonomy places the organism in Eukaryota, Fungi, Ascomycota, Pichiomycetes, Serinales, Debaryomycetaceae. Gene Ontology annotation, biological process: sulfate assimilation; siroheme biosynthetic process. The transcript has a single exon. Gene Ontology annotation, molecular function: uroporphyrin-III C-methyltransferase activity.